Messenger RNA from Helobdella robusta, 270 nucleotides. RefSeq lists its product as hypothetical. The transcript has a single exon. The record is from RefSeq and is a predicted model, not a curated record. The annotation marks the transcript as partial. NCBI's taxonomy places the organism in Eukaryota, Metazoa, Annelida, Clitellata, Rhynchobdellida, Glossiphoniidae.
AUGACUGGACUAACAGGCGAUAGGGGUGGCACUGGAUACACUGGAAUAACUGGUGUACAGGGAUCUACAGGCCCACGUGGUAUAUCUGGUCCAAACGGUAAUAUUGGGUUUCCAGGUUUACCUGGAUCUGUAGGCCAAACUGGUAGUAAAGGUGUUCAAGGACCCCAAGGUGUUCAAGGACAAACUGGAUUUACAGGUUUAUCUGGACAACAAGGUACACAGGGAACACAGGGACCAAGAGGAGCGACCGGUCCUGUUGGUUCAACAGGU